AUGGAUGUGCAUUUGCCAAUCGAAAUACCGCAUUGUGGAGAUCUGGAAGACUCGACGAUUCACACAGUUCUGGAACAAGAAGAAGUGGGUGUGCUGCACUUCUAUGAUGUUUGUGAACUCGCGUCAGAGACCGUCAGUGUGCAGGAUGCGUCCGUGAAGGUGUUUUGUGAGAGUCUGAGCAACUGCUAUGAGUCGUUCCGAAGCUUUGACAUCAAGAUACUGGCUGUGAUUUUAUCGCGGUUUGAAGAGGUGAUGCUGCUUGAUGCCGAGUCCCAUGUCGCUCUGAGAUACGGACAAGUACCAGAGUACAGGCACGCUAUUCUUUUACGAUCGUUUUACAGCGGAAAAAUACACUGGGGAAAACUUCUCCAUCGUCGCAAUAAUAGUGUGAGACAAAUACAUGACUUCAUGUCACGGUUCGAUGUGUCGCUGUUCAAGCCAUUAGGUCACAUUGAACGACCAAAGGCAACAAGCGAGAACAAGGUGCCUGUAACGCUACAUUUCUCACCCAGCGAGCAACUGUUGACAAGUCAUUCGUGGAACUACCGAGCUGGACACGAGAUGGACUCGUCGUUAGUACUAUGGAACAAGAAGCGGCAGCCACGAGCAACAGCGAUCCUGGGAGCGUUCGUAGCGCGCAAUCGCUACGCGUUUUCUGAUUAUGAAGCGGGAGGUGCGGGUUGGGACUUUCGCGACGCUGGCCCCGGCAAGUCGGUGCUCUGCGGCACCGCUACGCAUUACUACCCCGUUAAAGCGGAGGCUGAAAGGCUCGCUGCAAAUGCUAGCGUGCUGUACCUCAACAGCGAUGACUUCCUCGUGUAUGACCCAAAAACGAAGCCCCUGUACUAUACUCAGGCGCGACCUUGCGAGGUAUACCCGGGUGACGUGUAUUAG
Molecule: messenger RNA, 894 nt
Organism: Peronospora matthiolae
Lineage: Eukaryota; Oomycota; Peronosporomycetes; Peronosporales; Peronosporaceae
Source: the annotation of a GenBank genome assembly